AUGAUGAAGGUGAGAAAAAAAUCUUAUUGGCUUGUAAGAAAUAGCUGGGGUAAAUAUUGGGGAGAUGAUGGUUACUUUAAAGUUGAUAUGUAUGGACCAUCAAACUGUGAAAAUAAUUUCAUCCACAGUGUAGUAGUAUUUAAUGUUGAUUUACCUGUAAAUGAAAACUUCGAUAAAAAAGAGCAUGAUAUAUAUAAUUACUACUUGAAGAAUUCUCCAGAAUUCUAUCAAAACCUUUAUUAUAAAACAUUUAAUUCAAAUAAAGAGGAAACAUCUAUGAAUAACAAUUCUUAUGUUUAUGGUCAAGAUACACCACCACCACAAAAUCAACCAUCAGUAAGUGGAGCACAACAUCAGACAGAAUCAUCUGAUAGUGGAAGACAACAGACAACAUCAUCAGGUACUGGAGCACAACCAACAGGAUCAUCAUUAACUGAAACUCAAGGAGGAUCGCAAGUAAGUGGAGUUGUACAAGGACCAAGAUCAUCCUCACAAGGAGUGCAACAAGUAUCAGGGCCUUCAUCAAAAGAAGGAUCACCACCAGGAGCUGCAGAAACAAAAGGAACAGAAACUACAGUAUCAACUGCAGAAGGAUCAUCAGGAGUAUCAGCUCCUGCCAAGGAAGAUACAACCGCAGAAAAGAUCCAAAUAAUGCAUGUAUUGAAACAUAUAAAGAAUAGUACAGUUAAAAGAGGUUUAGUUAAAUAUGAUCAUGAAUUUGAAGUAGGAGAUAAUUCUUGUUCAAGAACUACUUCAAAAAAUCCAGAUAAUUAUGAAGAAUGUGUAAACAUUUGCAAAGAAAAGUGGUAUGAUUGUAGAGGAACACCUGUUCCUGGAUAUUGUUUAAGUGCUUUUGAUAAGAAAAAUGAAUGUGAUUUCUGUUAUGUAUAA
Plasmodium adleri (nom. inval.) is the source of this 891-nucleotide messenger RNA. RefSeq names its product serine repeat antigen 4, putative. Gene Ontology annotation, molecular function: cysteine-type peptidase activity. The record is from RefSeq and is a predicted model, not a curated record. The transcript has a single exon. Lineage: Eukaryota; Apicomplexa; Aconoidasida; Haemosporida; Plasmodiidae. Gene Ontology annotation, biological process: proteolysis. The coding region runs from base 1 to 891 and encodes 296 amino acids.